Colletotrichum acutatum is the source of this 1192-nucleotide messenger RNA. RefSeq lists its product as uncharacterized. The record is from RefSeq and is a predicted model, not a curated record. NCBI's taxonomy places the organism in Eukaryota, Fungi, Ascomycota, Sordariomycetes, Glomerellales, Glomerellaceae. The transcript has a single exon. Bases 174 to 1064 code for a protein of 296 amino acids.
GUGGUGAUGCAAUUGAGCAGAGGAUCCGCUAUUUGGGACUUUGGGAUCCCAGUUUCUGCAUACCUUUGCUCGUUGCCUACGAGAAUGGGACUACAAAGACAUUCUGGUCUGCACAUUGAUGGACACGCUAAGUUUCCCGUUUGGCAACACAUUUCAAACUUCCAGAUUAAACAAUGUCCUACUCUCCAGAAAAACAAAAAGAACCGGUAUACUCCUCAACCGCCGACGCCGGCCUAGGAGCACCUCCAUCUUACGAAGAAGCCGUGCCGACCGCCGCGCAAGACGCCCUACCAGAAUACGACAACCUAUCAGACAACCUCCACGCCGAAGUCGGGCCCUCAUCCUCCACAACUCUCAAAGCCGCAACACACAAGUUCCCGCCUACAAUAAACUGCUACUUCCAAUGGGCCUUCACGCGAACUUUCAUCCUAGGACCCUCCAAUGAGGAGAGACUCUUCGCCGCCUCGCCGCACGCGGGCUGGCGCACCAAGAGGCGAGAAAUCAUCCUCCACGAUGGGCCUACAGACAAGCACCCCGUCCUCGCAACGAUCGGCAAGUGGUGGGCUGCAAAGGCUCAGACGCCUGCGACGAUCGUAAUCCCGCCCCGGGAAGAACGCGGCGAGACAAGCGGGUUUGAGACGGAGAUUACCGGGGUCCCGUGGGGCUUGGACCAGAGUUCCGCGCGGGUGUUUUCGAUGACUGUCGGGGGGAAAGAGACGGGGACGGAGGCUAGGACGGAGAGGUUUCAGUGGAGGGGCAGUCGGGGCGGGGAGGUCUCUGAGCUUGCUCACGGGGGGACGUAUGGGUGGAAGUUGGUUAGGUUGAACGAAGUUGCUGAGGGCGCUGGGGGGAGCAGACGGGAGAGGGAAGCUGGAUGCACGAGCGAUGGGCACGAGAUUGUUGCUAUUCUGGCGACAAACUACAAGAGUUUGACAAAGGGGCUGAAGUUUUCGUUUGCUGGGUCAGGGUUGACGGGGAUGUUGGGGGAGAGGUGGGAGAUUGUUACGGUUGCGACUGCGUUGUGGACUUGGUAUACUCACAUUGAGGGCACGGAGGGUUCUUGAUCUUGAUGACGGAUUCGGAUGGGAGGAAAUUUGUCUUUGCAUUUACAUAUACCCUUCUUAAUCCGAGCAUUGCUUAGAACACCACGACUUCGCCUUUCACUGAGGAUAUGGAACACCUUCAUCGUUCU